This is a messenger RNA of Coregonus clupeaformis (lake whitefish), 1824 nucleotides long. Its product is annotated as carbohydrate sulfotransferase 11-like. Gene Ontology annotation, biological process: proteoglycan biosynthetic process; carbohydrate biosynthetic process. NCBI's taxonomy places the organism in Eukaryota, Metazoa, Chordata, Actinopteri, Salmoniformes, Salmonidae. Gene Ontology annotation, molecular function: sulfotransferase activity. The transcript has 3 exons. Bases 426 to 1448 code for a protein of 340 amino acids. Gene Ontology annotation, cellular component: membrane. The record is from RefSeq and is a predicted model, not a curated record.
ACCAUUUUUCGGGGAAGUUUGAGGCUGACAAAAUUGAGGAAACAAAAACGGUUGAGUGAUCAGAGAACUCUGAUGAAACAAUUCUAUCAUUUGUGGUUGUUAGGACAUGUUUGCAAUGAGACAUUUCAGCGGAGCAGAAAAUAUUGAUUGAAAGAUUUCAUAAUUUAUCGGAACACACCAACAAAGACAACCGACAUUCUGUUGCCCAUUCGAAUAUUUUCGCGGCUGUUUAUUUAUUCUUGUAUAUUCAUAGGCAUAGGCGAAUAGACUAAUUACUGAAGAGGUUGACCUAACCGUGCCACUUCCAACUUUUUCCGCAUGAAGGUAUCGUUCUUUCGCUUCUUUCGCAAAGCUGCAUCAGACGAGUUGCCUCGCAUGAGCCAACUCGGGGCGAGGGUUCUGCUCUGCCAGCUCGGGGAAUCAGGAUGAGAAAACCCAAAGUUGGACGAAUGUUUCUGGCGACAUGCGUUGGGUCACUUUUCAUGGUCAUAUUGUACUUUCAGAACAUCACAAGGCCAGCUGUAGAGCAGUCUGGGGGGAAGGGCAGCACCCCAGGGAAGACCAGGAGAAGUCCACUACAGACCCUCUACAACGGAGACCAGUUGGAUUUGUCUGCAGUGCAGACGUCUCUGCGUGGUCGGCGAGAGCUGCUGGAGGAGGCGUGUCUCACCCACACCAAGAAGCGGCGGGUGUUGACCCCAGAUGACCUCCGCCACCUCAUCGUGGACGAUAAGCACGGCCUGCUGUACUGCUACGUCCCCAAGGUGGCCUGCACCAACUGGAAACGUGUCUUCAUGGUCCUGACGGGGGACGGACGCUACCGUGAGCCCCUAGCCAUCCCCGCCAACGAGGCCCACGUGGCGGGCAACCUGCGCACACUUUCAGAGUACUCCACCUCUGAGAUCAACCGCCGUCUGCGCAGCUACCUGAAAUUCAUCUUUGUGCGGGAGCCCUUCGAGAGGCUAGUGUCGGCCUACCGCAACAAGUUCACCCGCAGCUACAACACGGCCUUCCACAAGCGCUACGGCACCAAGAUCAUCCGCCGGCACCGGCCCCACCCCCAGCCGGAGGCACUGGAGCAGGGAAACGACGUCACCUUCCAGGAAUUUGUGUACUACCUGGUGGAUCCCCGCACACAGAGAGAGGAGCCCUUCAACGAGCACUGGGAGCGGAUCCACUCACUGUGCCACCCCUGCCUCAUCCACUACGAUGUGGUGGGGAAGUAUGAGACUCUGGAGCAGGACUCCCGCUCUGUGCUGCGGCUGGCCGGCGCUGACGGGGAGGUCCACUUCCCUACCUCAGGCAAGAGAACCAGGACCAACGGGGACAUGGCAGCUCAGUUCUUCCAAAACGUCAGCCCCUUUUACCAAAAGAAGCUGUACAACCUUUACCGCAUGGACUUCCUGCUCUUCAAUUACUCCAUCCCAGAGUACUUGAAGACUAGAUGAGGGCAGCUCUCUCCAUGUAGGUUGGAGAUUUAGUAAUGACUCUGUUUGGCUCUGUAAUCUUGGUGUGUACAGCUUGUAAUUGAUGUUCCAGAUGUUAUUUAUAAGUGCCUUGCCAGUGGGGGGAAUCACUGCAUUGUCAGAUGUAAGAAGUUUAUGGGCAUGGGGGCUUGACUUUGGAGGCGCCGUAUUUGCUUUAAUCCUCCUCAUGUGGCCUAGAUAAGAGAGAAGCAGGUUCUUCUUUUACAAAUCAAUGUGUCGAGGGUUGUAAAGAACUCGUUGUGUGUAUCACAGAAUCCCUCUACUAUGCCUUCCUCUUAAUUUAUACAAUUGUACGAGUAUUUAUUGUCAAUACAGACUGAGUCAUGGACAGAGCGAA